Messenger RNA from Folsomia candida, 947 nucleotides. RefSeq lists its product as uncharacterized. The coding region runs from base 25 to 330 and encodes 101 amino acids. The transcript is spliced from 4 exons. Lineage: Eukaryota; Metazoa; Arthropoda; Collembola; Entomobryomorpha; Isotomidae. The record is from RefSeq and is a predicted model, not a curated record.
GGUUGUUCACGCAAAAGUUUUGAAAUGAGUCAUCUAAAGAUAAUGGUACUCGCCCUAACCUACAUUUUGUCGGGAAGUGUAUCCUCCUAUCCGCUUGGUGAGCAGGCCACCCCUCUCACUCUGACAACACGGACAUCAACGUUACAACAUCAAAAUCCUAUUGAAGUCGGACUAAAGUCCGAAAUUAUAAACGUGGGAAUUGAACGUACCCGGAGAUCCAGGCAGAUGCCUUUCAUGAUAUUCGGCGGAUGCUCGCCAUACUCUGGACGUGGAGGGGGUUGGGAAGGCCCAAUUAUUUCAACCAGGGGGGGUUUCCUAACUACAAUUUAAGACUAGCAGAUACGGUAAAAUGGUUCAAUGAUGAGAAGGGGUUUGGAUUUAUCGAACCCGACGAACCGCCAGUGCACAUGGGAUAAGACGUUGUUAUGUAUAUAUGAUUAUACAUAAAUAAGUGGUACACAGUGAGAGGAGACAGAGGAGAGUAUUUAUUAGUGGAGAGUUAAAGAUGGAGUCAUGUACAGAUUCAUAACUAAUUACAUAUACAUAUCUACGUAGGCAUACAUAUACCUAACACUACCCUCUCACGAAAAAAUUUUUCUCCUGAAAAAUAGUCUGAAAGAGUGUGUAGAUUUGCAAACUAAAAAUUUCAGUAGUCACAAUUUGAAUUAGAAAUUUUGAGGGUUGGAGACAUAGGUAAAAUUCAUGGAAAAAUUAAAUAUGAAAUGACUCCGGAAAACAAACAUGAACAAAGAUUUUGCAUGAAUAACACUGAACAAUUUAAUACACAUAUCGAAUGACGCAGUAAUUUUGCAGGGCUGGAACUUGAGAAGAUGGUAUGGCUCGCAAUCGGUGGUGGAAUUGUGUCAUCUCAGGCGUGGUGGUGGUUGACUCAUAUAAAACUUGCAGAUUGGGACAAAACGAUGAACAAAGAAAAAUACAUUUUUAUG